Messenger RNA from Vidua chalybeata, 6999 nucleotides. RefSeq names its product sacsin-like. The transcript is spliced from 7 exons. Gene Ontology annotation, molecular function: Hsp70 protein binding. The record is from RefSeq and is a predicted model, not a curated record. Lineage: Eukaryota; Metazoa; Chordata; Aves; Passeriformes; Viduidae. The coding region runs from base 73 to 2373 and encodes 766 amino acids.
AGCAGCAGCAGCUCCAGCUCCAGCUCCGGCUCCAGCUCCAGGAGUGGGCAGGGGUCCCCCGCAGUGCCCACCAUGGCCCUCAAGCAGCCUAAGGCAGAGACCUUCUGCCAGCGGGCACCCAGCUUCCUUGACUACCUGCACAGCAUCCUGCAGAAGUACCCGGACAGAGGGCAGAUCCUCAAGGAGCUGGUGCAGAAUGCAGACGAUGCUGGCGCUAACGAGGUCGUGUUUGUGUCUGACGAGCGAGAAUUCAACAUCACCGGAGGGGGCCUGGAGGGCUCCCAGGGCCCAGCUCUGUUGGCCUACAAUGACGCCGUGAUGUCGCCCCGGGACUGGACAGGGAUUCAGUGCCCAGGGGUGUCACACAAGCGGGAGGAUCCCCACAGCGUGGGGCGCUUUGGCUUGGGCUUCACCUCUGUCUACCACCUCACCGACCUACCAGGUGUGCUGAGCCCCCCAUACUUGGGGGUGCUGGACCCCGAAUGCCAGGUGCUGCCUGGUGCUGGCAAGCGCUGGGACAUCUCCGAAGCCCAGGACCUUCCUGGCCUUUUCGAGCCCUUCUGGGCUGGGCUGGAAGCUGUGGGACAGCACCGUGCCUCAGCCCAGGGCACCCUCUUCCGCUUCCCCCUUCGCCAGCAACCCUCAGAAAUCGCUGCAGGGGUCUCCAAUGCUGAGCACAUCUGCAACCUCAUGCAGACUUUCCUCACAGAGGCCCCUCUUGCCCUCCUCUUCCUCCGCCAUGUCCGCCGCGUGGCCCUGCACCGUGUGGCCCCUGACGGGGUCCAGACACUCAUGGGAACACUUGCGGCAUGCCCUCAGCCUCUCCCUGUCCCGGUGCCAUCGGAGGAUGAGGGGCUGAGUCUGGCGUGGUGCCUGGUGGCCCUGCACAGGGAUAGCGUGAGUACUGGCAGCGAGUGGCUGGUGGCCACAGGCAGGGCCACUGAGGGGCCAGUCGUGGCUCUGGGCACACGGCUGGGGUGCUGCCCUGAGCUGAGCCUGGCACACCCCCUCCACGGGGCCUGCCAAGGGUGGCUCUGCUGCUUCCUGCCACUGCCAGCCACUGAUGAGACAGCCACAGGGCUGCCCGUCCAUGCCAGCGCUCCCUUUGCCCUCUCCGAUGAUCGCCGCCACCUCCGCUGGCCCCAGGAGGGUGAGGAGGGUGAGGAAGAUGCCCGCUGGAAUGCUCUUCCGCUGCUCGACCUCCUGCCCCGGGUCUACAGCCACUUGGCUGCCAUGGCCGUGGCUCUGCCCGGUGCAGAUGCCUACAGCCUGUGGCCAGACCCCGAGUGCACGCCGAGCUCUGGCCGUAUCCACAGCCUGAUGAGCCGUGUGUGCCAGGAGCUGGCGGCUGCCCCCGUCUUGCUGCCGGCCGCAGACGGGGCAGCGGGGCGGCUGCGGGCCCUCGAGGCUGUGCUGCUGCCAGAGGCUGUGGGUGAUGCAGCCACACGGCAGGCGAUUCAGGCCUUGCUGGUGGCCGCUGGGGAGCCGGUGGCUGAGGUCCCACCCCACGUGUGGAGGGCGCUGACUUUGGGGAUGCCGAAGGGUCUGCGGGAGGCCACGGCGGGACACGUGCGGGAGGUGCUGCGGCACCACGGGGCCGCAGAGCUCCCGGCUGCCGGCCGCCUCUCCCUGCUGCGCUACGUGGCCGGGGAUGGCUGCCAUGCUGAGCUCUGGGGCCUCCCUCUUCUGCCUCGCGCCGACGGAACCUUCGUGGCCUUUGGAACUGCGUCAGCCGUUGUCUACAUGGACACAUCUGACUGCCCCAGGGAGCUCCUACCUGCCUUGGCCGGGUCCUUCCUGCCCUCAGACCUGGAGCCAGGCUUAGAGAGCCUCCUGCGAGGCAUUGCCAAGGAGGGUCUCUUCCCCAACCUGGUUCUGCUGGAUCCAGCUGUGACUGUACAGACCCUGCGCUUGACUCUGCCCCCCACCUGGACAUCCCAGUCUUCAACCCCAGUGACAUGGUGCCCAGCCCAAGGCCCCCCCCAGCCCCCAGCCUCUUGGUUCCCUGCAGCACUGGCCUCCCGCAUGGCCUCGCUUCCUGAUGCAGAUGUGCUCAUCCUCCGGCUCUACCUGGCAGACGUCCCAUCCGUGACAAAGCAGGACAUGGCCACUCUGGCUGCUCUGCCCCUCUUUCUGCCACUGCCCUGCCUGGCCACCCCACAGCCCUCGGAGCUGGUGCCAGCCGCUGCCACCCUGGCGCUGGAGCCAGAGCUGGAGCUGCCCCAAGACGUGGUGCUGCCGGAGGCCGUGUUGCGGUGCCGGGAUGAAGCUGACCGGCGGCUACUCGGGAGGCUCCAGAGGCCCUUCAUCAGUGCAGCCUGUGUGAUGCUGAAAGCCAUCAGAGCUGUGGCCCAAGGCGCAUAUGUGGGGUGAGCGGCUGAGACACAGGCUCUGCUGCUCUGGGUACUGCAGCACGGAGACACUGUCUUUGCACAGAGCUCCCCACUCCGGCAGGCCUGCAGCAAGCUGGCCUUCCUGGAGACCCCUGAUGGCCCCACAUGCCCGCAAGACCUCUAUGACCCCUGUGACAGCACCUUGCAGGCCCUGCUGGGACCCGAGCGCUUUCCUCCUGCUGCCUUCCACACUCCGUCCGUCCUACGUGCCUUGAGGGCCGUGGGCUUGCGGCAUGGUGAGGGGUGCCUGCUGCCCUCAGACAUCCUGGCAGCUGCAGCAAAAGUCAGUCAGGGUGGCACGGCAGCUUUGGACAGGGCUGAGGCACUGAUCACAGUCUGCAACCACCCCAAGGCACUGGAUGGCUUCAGCGCUGCAGAGCUCAGGCAGCUCCAGGCCCCACCAUGGGUACCUCACUCCAAGUGCACAGGAGAGCUUGGGCAGCCCUUCCUGCCCCCCCGGGAGCUGCGAUCCAUGCAGUACCAAUCCCUGGUGGGGCUUGCCAUGCCCCUGACUGACAGCUCUCACCCCAUGAGGAGGAAACCAGGACAAUGUGGAACUACCUGCAGCUCCUGCAUCAGGAGGGACCAGAUAAGGAGAGGUUUCAGGGAGGAUCUGGAGUCCUUCUUUCCAGCUGGGAAUAGCUACACUCUCCUAGGGCUGUGCUUUGGACACGAUGAUCCUUGUGGGUCCCUUCCAGCUCUGCAUAUUCUAUGAUUCUGGUGUCCAUUUCAGGCUGAUUUCCCCUAAAAGCAAAGCACUGCACUAGAUAGUAACUCAUGCCCCCUGUUCUUCACUGUGGUGUGUUUAAUUUAUUAGCGAAUGGAAGGAGAGAAAUUAGGGAAAGAACACCCAAAAUGGAAACCUAGCAUACAGAUCCAGCUUGCUGAGGGACCAGUCCCUUCCCUUCUGCUGUGUGCUGCAGCCCCCCUGAGGGAUCCCAAGUCCGAGAUUUCUGCAAAUCACAGUAUAUGCUUAAAAUUAUCUUUGUGGGGAGGAAAAAAAAGCCACCAGACAGCUCAGCGGAGGGAUUUCUGUCACAGUAACACCUCAUAAGCUCUCCAGAUGCCUUCAGUCACCCCAGCCUGCCAAUGCUCUGAUGUUGAUGGCUCAACAAAUUGCCAUCAACAUCAAGUCCACAGCCCUGGGGAGUGCUCAGGAGAUGCUGGGGCUGGGGCAGUCACGGGCUCCCUCCUGGUACCAAGCUGCUCCUCUGUGACCAUCACACUGGCACACAGGUGGGACCGUGGGGGACCUCGUGUAGUCCAAGAUUCUCUGCCAAAAGUCACACUGAGCUCCCAGGAGUCACUGCCUCACCAAAAUCCCACAUGCAGGCUCCUGCUGGGGGUCUGCUCACACUGCCUGCUGCCUGGAGGGCUCUGCAGGAGCAGGGCUGAAGUGACCAAAGCCAGGCUUAAAGAGAGCCAAGCAUUCAUCUGCUGGUGUUUGGAGAGGUGGGAGAAGAGGACUGAAGGCCCAGAAAGCCUAUAGGAGAGCUGGAGAAGGUGGUGAGGCCCUGGCACAGGGUGCCCAGAGAAGCUGUGGUUCCCCUGGAUCCCUGGAAGUGCCCAAGGCCAGGCUGGAUGGGGCUUGGAGUAACCUGGGAUAGUGGAAGGUGUCCGUGCCCAUGGCAGCUCAUCACAAGAUGAGCUUUAAGGUACCUUCCCACCCAAACCAUUCUGGGAUUCUGUGAAAGCCCAGGCAUGGGAGAUGCCAAGAACACAGAGUGAUUGAAGGUCUUGCACAGACUCGUCCUGCAGCCCCAGUAAGCAUGUUCCUCAGCUGAUGUGCCCAGAUGCUUGUUCAGCAGUCAGCCUGUCCAUGUGACCUUCCAUGCCAGGCCCUUCCAGCUGACAUUUAUAGAUGGCAGCCCAAAGCAGCAGCACUGUGGGAGGCUGAUUCACCAGGCCCUCGUGCUCCGAGCUUCACUGUCAGCUGUUUCAUGAGACACACAUGGCCUUUCUACAAAGCAUAGCUCUCAUUUCCCACUGGUUUUGUCCACCACUGUUGUCCAACAUCCAACUGCUCUUCUUUUCUCCCCCAAAACCUACAGACUGAAGCUGAGCUUUUCCCAUCCUAGGCAGGCUGUGAAUUCAUCCCUACAGAGCUCACACAAUGCCCUAAGUAAGGCAAGGAGUUCCUGGGGGAUGUUUUGCCCCACAGCUCUGUCCUGGUUUAGGACAAAUUAGGGGAAAAUACCUCCAAAGGAGCCCCUUAUAGGAAACCAAACCCUCUGCAACUUCCCCCCACCACCGGGUUCGGGAGGAAUUCCUUCAGAGGGGAAGUGGAAAAAACUUGUUUAUUAAGGCACAACAAAAAACACUCCCCAGCACAAGAGAAAUAGCCCAAGAUGACCACAGAUGUUUUCACCAGUCCAAGGGGGUUGAGCCGUAUCUCUCUUUGCCGCGGAGGGUACGCAGCUUCUUUCGCAGACCCCGGGGGAGCUCCUGCCCGGAGUAGGUCCGAUGUCUUCGGGGAGGGGGGGGGGAAGGAACAACGGAAACCGGGGAAAAGGAAAAAAAAAUGGCAAAAAAAGCAGGCCAGCGAAAAGCAGAGAGAAAAGAGAGGAAAACAGAGCCAGCAAAGCAGGCAGCCAGCAGCAAACCAAAGCAGCAAGCAAAAGCAGCAAGCCAGCAGCCAGCCCGGGUGGGGGGGGAAGGAAGACAAAACAAACUGAGGACAGGGAACAGAAACCACGAUUGGGAUAAUGAGCAUGAAAAUGUCCUGUCCCCAUGACAAGCUCUCAACCUUCUCCUCUUGGCCUUUGCUAAAGAUAAUGAACCAAACCAGCACCUUGGGAACUACUCAGGGAUCAAUCCUUACACCACCAUAUGACAUCCCUGAACCUCUUGGUUGGGAUGGAGCUUGUGUCCAUGAGAUGUAACAUAAUCAAAGGGGCGGCAAAUUGCUGUGGGAUGAGAGGGAAUGGUGGGAAUGGGGAUCUGGACCCACCCCAGCCAGGCAGUGCCACUGGUCUCUGUUCCCAGGAACUCAUUGCCUGCAGGAAUCACAGUGAAGCAGCUCUGGGCAAGGCAGGGUCUCCUCCCGCUCCACAGAUGCGACCACAAGCUCCAGAGCAGCUUGCGGAGACCCCAAAUGACCAAGCCACAGCACCAUACCUGCAGCAGCAGCUCCCCCUCAGGAAACAGCUCCCUGUCACCCUGCGGCUCUGUCCAUCUGUCCCCUCCUGGGGGUCUGGGCUGAUCCACGCAGCUGCCAACGUUUGGAGCUGUAGCUGCAAGUGAGAAGGCAAGAAAUCAGUGUGGAAGAGGCAAGGCAGGAGCCUCCCACUCCUCCUUCCCACCCCAGGGCUGCUCAUGCAGCUACUGGAUGCCGUGGACCCAGCACAGCGUGGAGGAAGGUGUGACCAUCAGUGGGAACUGGCACAGAGCCCACUUACAGAGCCAUGCCCAGCUUGCCCGAGGCUUCCUCCAAGAGAUCCUCUCCCCUGCUUGACCUCAUUGCUGGGAAACCUCACUCCUGCCAGGGUGUGAGGCAGAGAUGCAAAGGACAGAGAGGGGCUGAGUGCUUCUGUGCUGCCCAGGCUGGAGAACACCACCCAACAUAGCCAGGAGACUUCUGGUUAGAGCCUGGCAGAGCUGGAGUUGGCUCCAAGCCACCCCACUGGGGUGCUCUGUCUGCUCUGCUGCCCUUCAGGGUUAGAGAAUGACAGAAACAACCCUUUCCAAAGCACCUCAGAUGCCACCAAAGCACCCGUACUUGUUUUCUCCCUUCCACCUUUGGCUGCCUGGAAGCAGAUCAAGAGCUGGCGGCCAUGGUACUCUCAGUGACAUCUGAGAGCUCUCGGCUCCCAGGACUUGCUGCCAUGACCUCCCUAGGCUGAUUCAGGAGCUGCCUCAUGCUUCAGCACUGGACGCCUUCAAGGUAACACCCCUGCACCCCUGGGUGCAGCCAGCAUGAAACCUCCUGCUGCCCUGAUUGUGGGACCUCAAGCAUCACAGGACUCCCACAGAACCAAUUGUUCAGGGAACAGGAAUGAGGACAGGGGCUCCCAGGCAAAUCUCCAGCAUGAUCCUUUAUCUGCUGAUUAUCAUUGAAAAAAACUCAAUCCAACCUCAGCUGCCAGCAAAAGGAUGAUUUUCAAGACAUGUUUUUGUGCCAACUCACACCAAAAAAAGGAAAAUCACAGAAAAACUCAAAGCAGCUCCUGCGUAGGAGCCACCCCACCUCUGCCACCACCAUCACCAACUUGUGCAGCUCCCUGAGGUCCGACUGAGCUGACACACCCCGUGUAACUCACAUCCCAGCAGAAAGCACUGCCUGCCCCAUCUCAGCCCCAGCUGUCAGAUGGUGCUGGAUCCAAAGGGAAAAGAGCCUCUGAAUGCUGGAUAUGAGGAAGUGUCACCCUGAUUUCUUAGGAUUUUCUAAAGCCUUCUGAGUUUACAUUCUUGUAGAAAACUUUCUCACACAACUUUCUGUAAACAACCUAUUGUUUUGCAUUCUUUCAUAGAGGCAGAGAAAUUUGAUGUACUAGUAGUUUGUCCAGUGUCGUUGGAGAGGUGGCACGUUCACCCUCCAAUCCACUGGCACCUUUGAGAACUAUAAAUUAUUGGAGUCAGAGAAAAUAAAUUAGUCUCUUCAUUGUGA